Messenger RNA from Nelumbo nucifera (sacred lotus), 930 nucleotides. The record is from RefSeq and is a predicted model, not a curated record. NCBI's taxonomy places the organism in Eukaryota, Viridiplantae, Streptophyta, Magnoliopsida, Proteales, Nelumbonaceae.
CAGGGGGCAGCUAGUUUUAUCUUCGCAAGCCCUCAACCAUUACGGAGUAUCGAGAGCAACCUCUGAAAAAGCAGAAAGCCUAACAAUGGAGACCCUGCAGCACGGAAGUGGGGCGCCCGCGCCUCCUCAUGCGACUCACCACCAUAUGUAUAAUCAUCCUUUUCUCUUCUGCCCUCACCACCACUGUCACCACCACCACCACCACCACCACCACCACCCGUUUUGUAGGCCGAAACCUCACUGUGGAUUUCACGUGCUUCCUUUCCACCCAUUCUGCCACAUCCAUUUACGCCCGUGCUUUUCUUCUCCUCCUCCCUUUUUUCCUCUCCCUCUUCCUCUUCCUCUUCCUCCGACACUCUCGAGAUUAGUCUCUGAAAAACCUGAACCAGGGUAUUCUCUUUCCAUUGUAGACAAUCAGAAGGUUGUUGGUUCGGAGUCUAAAGAAGCUUACGAUUCAGGAGCACUGGGACAAGAGGACUUGAUGGAAAAAUUGGAAGAAGAAGAAGAAGAGGAAGAACCUGUGUUUGUAAUGACUGAUGAAUGGAUGGAAUUCUUUGCAAAAUCUGAAGCAAAAAGGAGACAAGAGAAGAAGCAAGCAAAGAACAAAGGCAAAAAGUGACAGACAUUCUGAAGCGAACAAGGGCUAAAGGUGACCAUGGGAGAUACAGUCCAUUUCUUAUUCUGGAGUCAUGAUCAAGGAUUCCAUCUUUUACUCAUCCUUAUGAUGUAAAUUUUCUUUCUUUAGUUCUAGUUGUUAAGCUUGUUAAUAGGGCUAUUACAGCCAAAAGUUCCUUGUUUCUCAAAAGCUUUCAAUGCCUUCACCCUAGUUUUUCGAACAGAUGUUAUUUUUUAAGUAGCUCAAUCAUGUAAAUUCAAAAUUGUAAUGAAAAAAAAAAAUGUUUAUGCUAUGAAUCCAUUGUCACUUGUAUU